This is a messenger RNA of Pyrus x bretschneideri (Chinese white pear), 590 nucleotides long. Its product is annotated as BTB/POZ domain-containing protein POB1-like. The record is from RefSeq and is a predicted model, not a curated record. The coding region runs from base 61 to 576 and encodes 171 amino acids. The transcript has 3 exons. Gene Ontology annotation, cellular component: nucleus. NCBI's taxonomy places the organism in Eukaryota, Viridiplantae, Streptophyta, Magnoliopsida, Rosales, Rosaceae. Gene Ontology annotation, biological process: response to red light.
AUUGUUUUCAAAAAAAUUACAACUUGUUUACACAUUGCGGGAAGGGUUUUGCAGUGCAACAUGAGGAAAGCGAACGUCAAUCUCUCCCGUCCUCGGAUUGUUACGAACUCGGACGCAUCACCGAGAGGGCUCGCCGGCGAGUCGGUCGGCUCCGACAACGAGGUCCAAGACUUCGCCUUCGCAUUUAACGACAUAAAAUUUUCCAAUCAGGUUAUGUUGAUCGAAAUUGUAACCUAUUCGUCGGAAGGCAAAUUGGAAGUCGUCGAAUGCUCUGCCGUCUCCUGUUGGGCGCGCGUAACAGAAAGCGACAGAGGGCGGAGAUUAAGAGAGACAAUGCUCUUAGUUGAGGACAUUCCUGUGCACCGUGUGGGGCAGGUCUUAAAUUGUGACAUGCCAGAUGCAGAGGAUAAUGUGGUAUUUGAAAAUCAAGACGACGAAGCUGGAGCAGUGAGAGACGACUUUUCGUGGAACCUGAACUGUCAUACGGUUGUUAAGGUUAGAACCUUACUGGUCAGUUCUCCAAUCUUGGCAGCAAAGAGUCCAUUUUUCUAUAAGGUGAGGAUCCUGUCGUGGUGAUUGCUGCUUUUGCU